Sinocyclocheilus grahami is the source of this 1175-nucleotide messenger RNA. Its product is annotated as serine/arginine repetitive matrix protein 4-like. The transcript is spliced from 9 exons. The coding region runs from base 114 to 1175 and encodes 353 amino acids. The record is from RefSeq and is a predicted model, not a curated record. Lineage: Eukaryota; Metazoa; Chordata; Actinopteri; Cypriniformes; Cyprinidae.
CCUCGAGUCCCAGACAUAAAAGAAAGGAGGACAAAAAGCAUAAAAAGAGGGCAGGGAGCCACUCUCAUCGCAGACACCGGCGCUGGAAAGCAGAAAUUAGGAGUUCUUCCAGCAUGGAAAACAGAUCUGAAGAUUGUGAAAAAUCUGGUUUCCAAGACAGUGGCCAUUCUUCAGCUGUCCAUGGAGGCAAUGCAUGCAGGUCGGCAAUCAAGCUGACCAGUAAAAUCUCAUCUAAGUGCUGCUACCACUUUUCUGAAAGCACCGUCUCACCAUCACGUUCUGGGGUUGAGGAUUUAAACAAAAUGGUGAUCGUCCAGGACUCAAUAUCCAAUAAGGGCAAAGGACAUGCAGAUUACGAUUCAGGAAAUGACACGUCCUCUCCGCUGUCAAGUAAAACAGGCAUCACAAAAUCAAAGGUUACUGGAAACGGAAAGUUCUUGUGUCAGGAUCUGACAUCUCCUGAGAAGCUUAGGCUAGCCUAUGGGGACAAUGCCUCAGAUUCAGGCAACUCACUAACCAGCUAUGAAUCUCUGGGUAAACCACUGGUCAAAGAAAAUACCCUACACAGCUCUGACUUCAACAAGCUCAAACGUGAAAAAACGGGCAGCUACUCUGAUUUGGAGAAGACAAAGCCUCUGGGUCUCAUCACUGAUAGGACUCGGAGUCCGUCUUCUGAUAGAUAUCAGGAUCGAACGAGGUCCCGCAGCAGAAGCAUAUCAUCCCAAAGCAGAUACUCAGGGCGCUAUUCCAGAAGCCGAUCCCAGUCCUCAGGGAGAAGAUCAUAUUCCCGUUCGUCUAGUUACUCCCUGGAUUCACAGAGAGACAGUCUGUCUAGUGCGAGCAGUUACCACAGUCUAAAUUACUCACGGUGCACACCAGACAGGUUUCGAGAGCGGAAAAGGGACUGCAGUUCCUGCAAGAGUAGAAAGCACAGCAGGAGAAGACCUUGUUCCCCAAUGAGGAAGAGAAGAAGAGAUUCCCCCAGUCACCUGGAAGCCCGUAGAAUUACAAGGAGAACUCUGAGCAACCAUAGUGUGCAUGGUGCAUCCAAAAAGAACAUCGCUUCAAGUCAGCAGUUUGCUAAUGAUCAUGCGAACAAGCCAGAGGGCUACUGGAGAAAUCAUAAGAACCUCAUCCCAUCUGUGAAAGACGGUGGUGCUGGUAUCAUGGUUUGA